Toxotes jaculatrix (banded archerfish) is the source of this 2238-nucleotide messenger RNA. RefSeq names its product inositol 1,4,5-trisphosphate receptor interacting protein. The record is from RefSeq and is a predicted model, not a curated record. Gene Ontology annotation, cellular component: membrane. Bases 176 to 1786 code for a protein of 536 amino acids. Lineage: Eukaryota; Metazoa; Chordata; Actinopteri; Toxotidae. The transcript has 2 exons.
CUGUUUCCUCCUUGUUUCACAUGAGUUUGAUGAUGAAGCUGCCUCCGCUGGAGAUCCCGCCACAUGAAGUUUAUUACCAUGAACUUUACCCAGAGAAGAGUUCAAAGGAUCUGAACUGCAGCUGCCCUGGGUGUCUGUGAGGUGCUUAAAUAUGUGUGUUAGAAACUAGCUGAAGAUGCAGGGGGCCAUUGCACGAGUGUGUGUGGUGGUGGCUGCUGCCAUAUUAAACCAUCCCUUGCUCUUUCCUCAAGAGAACACCACGCUCCCAGACCAGGACGAGGAGCUGAUGGCUCGCAUGCGGGAGCACGAGGAGAGGUUGGAAUUGGAGCAAGCCAAGCUGGAGAAAGAGCUUUCGCAGCUGGACUCAAAACAGGAAGAAGCCAGCUCGGAGGGCGGUUAUAGUUGGUACUUUUGGAGCACUGUGUCUUUCAUCAUAUUCUUCACUGUCGAGAUGGGCAGGGUGGACCUUGCUGACACAGAAAUCCGUCCGGCUGAGGAUGAAGACAUAUUUUCAGAGAGUGGAUCCAUCACCCCCAAAACAAUGGUACUAGACAAAGAUAUCCUGAGCAACUUCUGCGACAAAUGUAACUACACUUCAGCCCAUGAAAACUGGAGGGUGAGGGAGUUUGUGGAAGGCUUUGCUGAUGAUUUGCUGGAAUCACUCAGGAGUGUGUGCGACAGGGAGGCGGACAUGGAAGUCGGGGAUUUUGUGGGGAUUGGAAGCAUGUUCGAGUCUUGGAAGGUGUGCAGGCCUCUAAUGUGUGACCUUAUAGUGCCAUUCUCGCCUCCAGAUCCAUAUUUCUUCCAGUUCCAUCUGUGGUGCAGCCCCAACAGUGACAUUCCUCCAGACAUGCAAGGCUGCGGCAAGAUAAAGGUGACCAGGUUUGGGGAGAACGAGGAGGGCUGUCUCUGCGGCUCUGUUAAUCUGGGAGAGGACAUGCUCUGUCUGUUGCAUAGCAGGAAUGACGGCAUCAAAGUGGACCACAGUCCAGAUGAACUGCUGUGCUCCAGGAACACACCUUUCUUAGCCAAAGAUCAAGUCAUGAAGUGGUUUCAGAUCUCUGUAACCAAAGCCUGGGGGCGCAUCUCUCAUAAAUACGACUUUGAGGUCACUUUUCGCAACCUGGAUUCCGCCGGUGCGCUGAAGAUCCGAUUCCGUUCCGGGAAGGUCAUCGUAAUGAACAUCAUACCGGUGGUUCAGCUAGAGGACUCAGACGCUUACUUUGUCUCGCACUUUCCGUCAGAUUGUGACAGCUCUCCAGACCCGCACUGGCCCCUCUCUUUCGCUGUGUACGAGAGGAAUUUGCUGAAACAUUUCACUAAACGCCUACCACGAAAUUCCUGUCAUUUACUCUGUCUUCAGAUUGUUACCUUCCUACACAGAAAGCAGACGGGGCUCACGGGAAAGAGCGCCCUUACUAACUACCACUUAAAGACUGCUCUGCUGCACUUGCUGCUGAGUAAAAGGCCCUCUGUGUGGGGCAUUGAGAGUAUGGAGCACAGGCUUCGGGACAUGCUGGGCUUCUUACAAAGGAGCCUGCAGGAGAAGAGACUUCACCAUGUUCUGAUUGGGAACAGUAAAGUGCCAGAGGAAGUCCGGGUUCCAAAGAUAAUUCGCAAAGCAGAGCCUAUCAAUCUGUUCAGGUCUCUGGUGCUGCAGACAGAGCUUUAUGCAGCAACUGUCAGGCAUUUUCAGGAGAUGUUGAGAAAUGCAUCCGUGCUCAUACAAGAGUACACACCUCACUUAUCAAAUGGAGGUUUACACAGCCCAGAUGAAAGGUUGUGAGCACUGGCCAUGUUCAGUGUUAUAAUCUUUAGCACUCGCAGAUCUUUAAAUAUCAUUGUGUUACUAAAGGUAACAUUACUUAUAGAAGGUGCACAUACAGCGGUUAUUUCAGUUGUAGCUGAUAACUAGAUGUUCAGUGGUUUUACUGUAGCUGCUUUCAUUACACUUGACGCGGUAACCAGCGUAUAGAGAAAAUGGCCUCCAGCCAGUGCAUAUAUAUUUAUUCUGCAUUUUAACAGUGGGUUCUGUUGUUUGUAAAAUCUAGUGCCAAAAUAGAGUACUGUAAUUUAAAAAAGAAAAAAAAUCAUUCAAUAGCACUGUUCUGAAGCUUAAGAAUCAUAUGGUUUGUUUUAGAAGUAUAACCAGGAGGAGAGGUGUUCAGUAUAUUUCCCUUUGCCUCUUAAAAAAAAAAAAAAAAAAAAAGAGCAGCAACAAGGGAUCUACAUGAAAGA